Molecule: messenger RNA, 1794 nt
Organism: Nicotiana attenuata
Lineage: Eukaryota; Viridiplantae; Streptophyta; Magnoliopsida; Solanales; Solanaceae
Exons: 5
Coding region: 1-1794 (597 amino acids)
Source: RefSeq, a predicted model, not a curated record
AUGCGUUUGCUCCAAGAAAAGGGUAUCAUCAGGGAGAGGGUUAGAGCAAUUGCUGAUUACAUCGUCAUGAAAUGCCAAAAAUGUGAAGACAUGACUCGAACCACCUUCUUUGUUGCGGUAAUGACCUUUGUUCGUCAAAUAAUGAGUGACCUGAAGCGUCUUCAAGGGGAUCUUGCACAUAGGCCCGUGGCAAGACCGACUAAUGUCCCACGGGCCCCUAGAGUAGAAGCACUUAUAGAACCACCAAGUGCGAUACCUGGAUUCCCUGAGCUACUUCCCAAGGCAAGUGGAACUUCCAACGUCCCCAUAAGUUACCCGAAUACCCCACUUGGAUAUCCUACCAUCUCAGCUCACUUUGCUGGAACACCUUCUGAGGUUCGCCCCCAGGUGUUAAUUUUAGGUGCGGCCUCGAACAUAUUCACUGCGCUACCCUCUUCGGCUACGGCGCAACCCACUUUACCCAGGCCGAGUUUUGAUCCACCAUCUUUCACCUUCCAAGGACCAUCGUUUCCACUGGAACCUACCCAGUUCACUACUAAAUCUUACCCUCAGCAACCCCGGUACGAGUUUACCGCGGGACAGGAGAAAACUACAAAGAACCCCAAGCAGGAAGAAAUCACUCGGAAGAUGAGGAGCAUGGAACGGAGCCAUAAGAAUAUACAAGGCUUAAGUGGUCAAAAGAGCAUAUCCUAUGCCGAUUUAUGUAUGUUCCCACAUGUCCACCUACCCCUGGGUUUUAAAACUCCCAAGUUCGAGAAGUACAACGGACAUGGGGACCCCAUAGCUCACCUCGAGAGGUACUGCAAUCAACUGAGAGGAGCAGGUGGAAAAGGGGAGCUUUUCACGGCUUAUUUUGGAGAGAGUCUAGUGGGCAUUGCAUCCGAGUGGAAUUCUCUAUCAAACCUCAAGAAGAAGUCCUCGGAAAGUUUCCGAGAAUAUGCUGUCAAAUGGCGCGAACAAGCGGCCAGCGUCAAGACUCCAAUGGAUGAAAUAGAAAUGAAUAUGAUGUCUGCAAUGAGGAAGCUGUUUGCUGAGGCCAUCAAGAUUGGUGAAAUAGUCGAGAAUGGUCUAAAAACAGGGCGCAUAUUGAGUCAAACUGCUAUAAGGGCUACUUCCCAAGCAAUUCAAGGCGGGUCCAGAGGUGUAGCGAACAGAAAGAAAAAGGAAGAAGUGGCAAUGGCAACUUCAAGUGUAAGAAAACCCCGUCCAACCAGAAAUUACUUCCCUCUAAGCACCCCACAACAUUAUAAUCCUUAUCAGGAUGUGGCCUACGCCAUGGCUCCUCAGCCAAACAACCCUCCUCCCCAAGCUCAGUAUAACCCCCGACCUCCACAGAAUAACUUCCCCUACAAUGCCCGUGCUCGGGAGCCACCCAGGAGAACAAACUUCACACCUAUUGGUGAGUCAUACUCUAGUCUUUUCCCUAAACAUGUCCAGAUGGGUUUGUUGCAACCAGUACCCCAAACCAGGCAGAACCCAGAGUCGCCCUCCUACAGAGCUGGUACUCGAUGUGCUUACCAUUCGGGAGCGGAAGGGCAUGAUACAAAAGACUGUUGGACUCUGAAAAGGGCUGUUGAAAAUCUCAUAGAGCAAAAGCGAAUAGUGUUAAAAGAUGAAGUCAUUCAUAAUAUGACCAACAACCCAGUACCGGCUCACAACAACGGGCCGGUUAUUGGAAUGAACUGCGAAGAUAAGGAGUUUGAUCCUGCUUUGAGAGCCAUAAUUGCAAUCGUUGAUGUCGAGAAGAAGCCAAGAGCUACUGGAAAACAAGACAAGGGGGGAGGAGAAGAGUAA